UUNACCACAGUCAAACUUAUUAACGGGGAUGGAAACGAAUCGGUUGAAUAUUUUGAAGAUGAUAACAGCAAUGAAACGCCAGCUAUCACGCAGGUGAUAAAGGUGAUCAGCACGGAAAAAACCAAAUCCUUUUACACCAUAACUCUGGAGAAACCAGUGAAAAAUAAAAGUAGGGGGUUUAUUGAAAUUUUCUUUACCGGAAUACUCGUGGACAAUAGAAGCGAGGGCAUGUUUCGAAUAAGUUACGUCGACAAUGAUGGACUGGAUAACUGGAUAAUCGGAACCAAUUUUAGACCAAACCGUGCCAGGAUGGCGUUUCCAUGUUUCGAUGAGCCCGCUUAUAAGGUUCCAUUCAAUAUAAGCGUUGCUCAUCAUAAAUCAACUAAUGCCAUUUCAAAUAUGCCGCCUUUAGCUAUGGAAUAUAAUGCCUUAUCUUAA
Agrilus planipennis (emerald ash borer) is the source of this 438-nucleotide messenger RNA. Its product is annotated as aminopeptidase Q-like. The annotation marks the transcript as partial. Gene Ontology annotation, molecular function: peptide binding; zinc ion binding; metalloaminopeptidase activity. The record is from RefSeq and is a predicted model, not a curated record. Gene Ontology annotation, cellular component: cytoplasm. Lineage: Eukaryota; Metazoa; Arthropoda; Insecta; Coleoptera; Buprestidae. Gene Ontology annotation, biological process: proteolysis; peptide catabolic process. The transcript has 3 exons.